CGAGGAGCUGGGCAUCGCGUACCCCAUCAUCGACGGCAUCCCGAACUUGGUUCCGGAGGCGGCCAGGAGGACGAACAAGAAGCCGCCGGCCGAGGGUCCGGAGCAGCCGUGAGGAGCCGCCGUGCACGGCGCUCACCCGGCCUGAUGGCCGGAGCAGGGCUGCUGCCCUCCCUGCCCACGCUGACUGUCCUCGUUCCCCUCCUGUCCCUGGCAGGCCUGUUCUACUCGGCCAGCGUGGACGAAAACUUCCCCCAGGGCUGCACCAGCACAACCAGCCUGUGUUUCUACAGUCUCCUCCUUCCUGUUACAGUACCAGUUUAUGUGUUCUUUCACCUCUGGACCUGGAUGGGGAUUAAGCUUUUUAGGCACAACUAGUGCAGUGCCUUUGCUAACCCCUGGCUUCUCUAAAUCAACAUAAUUUGUUUAAUCUCAUCAAGUAUUGCAGUUCAUUUUGAGAGUUUCCCUCUGGUACUAGGGACUGUCAUAAUUUUCCUGGUAGGAUCUGGAACUGUAGGAAGCAGCAGCCCAUUGUUAACUACUGCUAAUGCACAUGAAGGGUAGGAGUAAUACAAAGCACUAAUUCCCUCACUUUUAUCCCUUCAAGAGUGCUGUGCAUUUGUAGUGGGACUAAUUAGAACCUUAGGUUUCAUGAGGAAGAACUGUACCCUGACUGAAUAAACUAGAUUAAAAUUAAAACAUGCUAUGAUAUGAAUCUCUCUGAGAGCUUUGGGGCUUUUUAACCAGAUGUGUGUACUGAAAUAUGUUUGUCUCACUGUCAGAAGAGCAAAAAUUAAAAUACAUCAGGCUGGUGUUUAAUAACAAGA
Molecule: messenger RNA, 824 nt
Organism: Lonchura striata (white-rumped munia)
Lineage: Eukaryota; Metazoa; Chordata; Aves; Passeriformes; Estrildidae
Gene: PIGY
Product: phosphatidylinositol glycan anchor biosynthesis class Y
Biological process (GO): GPI anchor biosynthetic process
Cellular component (GO): glycosylphosphatidylinositol-N-acetylglucosaminyltransferase (GPI-GnT) complex
Source: RefSeq, a predicted model, not a curated record